Molecule: messenger RNA, 726 nt
Organism: Ostertagia ostertagi
Lineage: Eukaryota; Metazoa; Nematoda; Chromadorea; Rhabditida; Trichostrongylidae
Source: the annotation of a GenBank genome assembly
AUGGGUAAGUUGUUUAUUGGAGGGAUGAACGGAGCCCAAAUGGAGCAGGCCGAGGUUCAAGCGGCGGAAGGACGUCUGAAAGAGGACAUGCGACUCUAUCGCAUGGUUGACCUGCAUGGUGGAGGAGAGAUGAUGACGAUAAUGAGGCACGCUAAGGCAACCAAAGACUACUCUUUCCUGGACAACUAUAUAAAAACACGGAUGCCUGAAUUCCUGUUGAACAAUGAGAAGGGCAAGCUUUUCGCUGUCACGGAACUGGUUGCUCUACGCAAUAAGGAACGAAACGCAAAACUGGGUGCCUUUCUGCGUAAGAAAGGAAAGGGAAAAGCAGCUGUGAAUGUUCUCGAAGGAUUUGAUCAGAACGAUGCAAAGACUGGAGAUCUCAAGAAGGCCCUCAAACUUCUUGAUGGAGGAGGGAAAGGUGGAAAAUCAGAAUCGAAGUACCGCGAGUUGAACUGGAAACUUGAAGAAAGAGUAGUUUUUCAGGGAUCUAUGGGAGAGACCAUCGUGGGUGUAUGCCUUCUACAAGGAACAAUAAUUCAUAAUAUGCUCGCUCUCCGAAUACUAGACUUUUACCCGAAGUUGCUUAACGACAUCUGCACAUCAGAGGAUUAUUACGGACUUUCGCCUCUUCACUUGGCAAUUAUCAAUCACGACGUGCAGAUGGUUAGCAAACUAUUACAGAGAGGAGCCGACGUAAACCAAAGGUUGAUUGGCUUUAUUUGA